Molecule: messenger RNA, 2775 nt
Organism: Ictidomys tridecemlineatus (thirteen-lined ground squirrel)
Lineage: Eukaryota; Metazoa; Chordata; Mammalia; Rodentia; Sciuridae
Gene: Ppp2r2d
Product: protein phosphatase 2 regulatory subunit Bdelta
Cellular component (GO): protein phosphatase type 2A complex
Molecular function (GO): protein binding; protein phosphatase regulator activity
Source: RefSeq, a predicted model, not a curated record
UGUCUCUUUUUUCAUAUGAGCUUUUGUUUUCCUAGAGCUGUGAUUGCCCUGUUUUUUCCCAGGAUUAGUUCUGUGUGCCUUUUGCAAAGGACAGCUCAUCUGCCAGAUGAUCUUGCAGCUCUUCCUCCCCCAGAGAGAGCUGACAUCAUUUCAACUGUUGAAUUUAAUUACUCUGGAGAUCUUCUUGCAACAGGAGACAAGGGCGGCAGAGUUGUUAUUUUUCAGCGGGAACAAGAGAAUAAAAUCCGCCCUCAUUCCAGGGGAGAAUAUAAUGUUUACAGUACCUUUCAAAGUCAUGAACCAGAGUUCGACUAUUUGAAAAGUCUAGAAAUUGAGGAAAAGAUUAAUAAAAUUAGGUGGCUGCCACAGCAGAAUGCUGCUCAUUUUCUACUGUCUACAAAUGAUAAAACUAUUAAAUUAUGGAAAAUAAGUGAACGGGAUAAAAGAGCAGAAGGUUAUAACUUGAAAGAUGAAGAUGGACGACUCCGAGACCCAUUUAGAAUCACAGCACUGCGGGUUCCAAUACUGAAGCCCAUGGACCUCAUGGUAGAAGCAAGCCCACGACGAAUUUUUGCAAAUGCUCAUACGUAUCAUAUAAAUUCCAUUUCAGUAAAUAGUGAUCAUGAAACGUAUCUUUCUGCAGAUGACCUGAGAAUUAACCUGUGGCAUUUAGAAAUCACAGAUAGAAGUUUUAACAUCGUGGACAUCAAACCUGCCAACAUGGAGGAGCUGACGGAGGUGAUCACCGCCGCCGAGUUCCACCCACACCAGUGCAACGUGUUCGUGUACAGCAGCAGUAAAGGGACCAUCCGGCUGUGUGACAUGCGCUCCUCCGCCCUGUGCGACCGGCACUCUAAGUUUUUUGAAGAGCCUGAAGAUCCCAGUAGUAGGUCCUUCUUCUCAGAAAUAAUCUCAUCCAUCUCCGACGUCAAAUUCAGCCAUAGUGGUCGGUACAUGAUGACCCGAGACUACCUGUCAGUGAAGGUGUGGGACCUCAACAUGGAGAGCAGGCCAGUGGAGACCCACCAGGUGCAUGAGUACCUUCGGAGCAAGCUCUGCUCCCUCUACGAGAACGACUGCAUCUUCGACAAGUUUGAGUGCUGCUGGAACGGUUCCGACAGUGCUGUCAUGACGGGCUCCUACAACAACUUCUUCAGGAUGUUCGACAGAAGCACGCGCAGGGAUGUCACCCUGGAAGCCUCGAGAGAGAGCAGCAAACCCCGAGCCAGCUUAAAGCCCCGGAAGGUUUGUGCAGGUGGGAAGAGGAAGAAGGACGAGAUCAGUGUGGACAGCCUGGACUUCAAUAAGAAGAUCCUCCACACAGCCUGGCACCCCGUGGACAACAUCAUCGCCGUGGCCGCCACCAACAACCUGUACAUAUUCCAGGACAAAGCCAACUGAGGGAGCCGGCGAGGCCCCUGCCGCAGCCCGGACAGCGUCAAGGAGCUCUGCGUUCAGAGCCUCACGCCCUCCCACGGAGCAAGAGCUGGCCUUGGUGCAUCCUGGCCUGGCCCUGCCUUCAGCCCAGGAGAGAAGGGUGCUGCUGCUCCAGAGCGGAGCCCACUGGGAGCAGAACUGCUGGACAUUGCUCAAUAAAGGCCAUUACUCAAAUAAAUAUAUUUAUUUAAGUCUGAGCUUCCUUUCCAGUUUAUAGACCAAAUACCUAACACCCAGGAGAAGAGGUGUCGUCAGGCCCUCUCCCCAUCCCACCCUCCACUCUUCCCUCUCCCUGCUGUCCCUGGUCCUGUGCCUAGACAUGGGGCGGCCUGAGCCCGGGCAGGUGUUCCCACUCACUGCAUCUGCCAUCACACCUCCGGGUGUGGCUACUCAGUGCAAGCAGCACAGUCCAGAGUGCUUUUGAAAACAAACAGAAGUUGUUGUCUUGUAUUUGCUUCAGGUCUAUGUGAUGAAAUCAUGCAGGGUCAUUCUUGGGAACAAUCUCAGAAACGCUGGUCCUCUUUGGCAGAAUGGUGGCAUGUGUGCAGUUCUUAGUUCUAACCCAGCUCCCCCACACUGUCACGCUGCCCUGUUUCUGUAGAAGUAGUCCAUCUCCCCAUCAGGCCGGGCUGGGCGGGGAGACCACAGGAAGAGACACUGCUGCCCUAAAAACCACCCGGCUCCCAGCAGGCCUGAGUCACUACAACUGAAAACAUGCUUUCUUAAAAGUCUUUUUUAAAAGUACUUUGGGGAAAAUAUACUUUUUAAAUAUUGCUACAGUUACAUGCAUGCUUUCACACUGCAUUUCAAGCCAGCAGAAUUAAACCACUUUAACUGCUUGUGAUGCCACCAGUACCUUGGUGGUUCAUUUCAAAAGAUCUUUGAUGUCAAAAUCAAGGUUUUCCAGCAAGAGUGCAGAGGCUACCAACAUCAAACAACAGAGAUUGCUUCCAUGGGAUUGCACCCAUGAGCCCAGUCACAGAGCCCCUUGCCCUGGGGCUGGAGAGCCAGGUCUCAGUGCCAUCACUGAAAUGGAGGUGUAUUUUGAUUACUAAUGAUAUAGAUAUGCAAGGACAAAAGUGUCAUCACCCUGAGUUGAUGUUAACAGAAUGCCAGUUUAGUUCACAUGAAGUUAGAAAUUGAGAACAUAAAAAUACCUUUAUUUUAUUUAAAGUAAGUCAUUCUGUGUCUUGGUUGUGAUGCCAUUACAACAUCUGAGAUGUGGAACAGUUGUGCAGGCAUUAGUCAGCCCUGGUCCUUCAAAUCAGGAUUGUAUAUAUUUGUUUCAAUCAACUAUUUUGACCAAAAAGUUUAAUAAAUUUUAAAUGAUUAACUGGA